Messenger RNA from Parnassius apollo (apollo), 3234 nucleotides. NCBI's taxonomy places the organism in Eukaryota, Metazoa, Arthropoda, Insecta, Lepidoptera, Papilionidae. The record is from the annotation of a GenBank genome assembly.
AUGAGUAAAGGUGGUUUAAAGGCACAAUUAGAUCACGUGUGGAUAGACGAUCAAAUACAACCAUUACCAAGAUCUGUAAGAAAACGCCUCCACGGGUGGGCAAGGGCUGAAGACUUGGCUCAAAGUCAAUGGGAAGCGGAUGUCUUUGUGUUUGAGGACAACAACGGCGGGAAGAUGUCUACAGCAGAUAUGCAGUUUGCUCACCAUCAGGUGUUUCAAAUGUCGUCUUUCUGCAGGCGAGUGCUAUCUAUGUGCUAUAUACUUGAGAGAGCGGAAGGUUUUACGGCUCUGCUAAAGCUGGCCGCACCAGAUAUGAACUCUGAUGAUGAUUCAGAUUACGUCGAAGAUGAACCAAUGGAAGAUAUGGACAUUAUGCAUGCUCUCACUGGGUCUUUAAACGUGAAGUAUUAUAUCGAAGACGCUGAUGAAUUGUGGAAGCUGAUUACUUCAGAAGUGCAACUUUUUACGUGGAAUGAGGACCAUGAAACAUAUUCAAGUACUGUAAAAUCUAAAACAAAAAGACCUGGCACUAAAGAAAAUUCGCGACGCUCGCUCACAACUAUUCUUAUCGAGGAUUCAAGGAAUAUGCCACCAUUUACAAUACCUGAAAUAACACCAGCAUUUGAAAUGCAUUUGCUUGUGGUUAUGGCCAGGGACUUUCCAUUAAAGAAACCAUUGCCAGAGCCAGAAGUAGCACCAUGGAAACAUCAUCGUUGGAUAGACUGGGCGCGCAAGCAUGGAAUGUACGAAGCGUUUGAUUGUCCAAGGACACGGUUUUUGAAAUUAAACGGUUUACUAAAACUAUCACUGGCGCCGCAUUUGUUGGACGUUCAAAGUACUGAAUCGGUUAGAAAGAUAAAGAAAGCUGUUAAAGAUAAAAAUCCUUCAGUUACAACUAAUCAAUCAGAAAUAUCACGAUUGAAGGAAGAAUUACGGGAGUGGGUUCAAUUCGAUGCGAUACAGAAACUAAUGAAAAGCAUAAGUACACUUUGUUUUCCAUCAAUGUAUCAAUUUUGCUCAAUAGCCAGUAAUCCUCCGAUUAGAAUUACAAAAUUAUCGCCAAAAAAGGAGCUUGACAUUCCGCCUCCAAAGAACGCACCACUCUAUCUUCAAAUUGACGCCCCAGAAGAAAUUUAUUUAAAAAUUUCCUGCAGCAUGCUCCACCCGCGAGUCUUUUUAAACGCAAAUCAACCAAUAGACGACUACGUGGAGCCGGGAUACGUUUUAGUCGAAGUAUUUCAAUGGUUCACUGAUUGUGAACUUCCAAAAUCAAAAGCUUACUUGCAGACUCGAGGAUACGAUGCAAUGGAGGUGUCAUUUAAGCCAGGAAGACAUUUUUGCAGGUUGUGGAUCCAUUCAAGAGUUCCGUGGUAUGUCAUGCUACUCAGCGAGUCAACAAUACAUGUCGGCACCCGUGAUGUUAUCCAAAUGGCUGCUAUACGAGAAUGUUCCUGGGCGUCAAGGUUUUUAACCAACCUUGGUGCUGCAUUUCAGAAAUUCAUCCGGGCCAAUAAAUCAACCACGUUUUUAUCGUCCGCAGGCCGAGAAUUUUAUAGGUCGUAUAAACCUGAUUUAGACUGGAAUUCAAAAGAGGUCGGUUUUAGUAAGAGUCAUGUACACUGGAUGUUUCGACAAGCGCUACAGUCUACUCUAGAGAAAAAAUUGGCGCCAUUUGAAUAUCGGUCAGUUUGUGCAAUUCUCCAAAAUUACUUUAAUGAUCCAGAUUUUGGUUUAUCCAAAAAGCGAUUGUCUUCAAUGUCCCCCAAAAAUUUGUGUAUUAACGACCUCUGUAACUGCCCUGUGUCAGAAGCAGAAGAAUUAGAAGUUUAUAGAAUCCACUAUAAUGAUACGGACAUAGAUAACAAAAGCUUUGAUGAGUAUACUAAAAACAAACUACAACCAAGCGUAUGUGAUGCUGCUUCAGUAAAAUUACCAUAUGGAGUUCUAAAGAGUAUAAGAGAUGAAAUAAUAAAAAGACAUGAAGCGGCGACAUGUAUACAAGCGCACUGGAGAGGAAUCAGAACGAGGAGAUGUCUAGACUCGCGUGUAACCCUCACGCUUGAGAUUACGAAAUAUCAUCUCAAUGAAUCUGUUUUGUCGAGUUUUCGAUCACAUCGUAAAUAUGGGAAACCUGCAAGUGCUGGUAUUAAAGUUCGAUCAUCUAUAAAGGUAAAAGAUCAGAGGUUGUCACAAGACGCGAAAACAUACUUUAUUGAGCUUCGAGCACCAAAGGGUUGGCCGCUUACUUUAGCUCAGUGGAAAAGAGUUAUAGCAAUUCAAAAUUACCAGGAAUUUAAAACUGAGGUCGCCUCUAAGAAGUCAUUAAGAGAAAAGGUUAGUUCCGCCAAGGAUAAGGAAAAAACAGAACCGCCGAUUUGUCAACAACCGCAGCCUGGUGAUGCGUACGUGCAGUUAGAAUGCUCAUUAUCUGCUGACACAGGAGUGUUUGCUAAACGUGAUGAUACCAGAGAUCUACAGUUCGCAGCGGAAUUAAAAUCAUGGGAAGCUAGUGAACCUGGAAGAAAUGUCAAAGGAGCACAAUAUAGGAAAGAAUUCCGAGAAGAAUUUCUAGAAAAUACUACUGCGUUGUUUGUGGAAAAUACAGAUGCGAAAUCAUGCGAGAUCUUAGAAAAUGCUGUGUCUGAAGAAUUUACUAAAAAUCGCCAUAUUCAAGGUCCGACACCGGCGACUGAGAGCGAAGUUUCAGAAGCCUGUGUAGACUUUAAAAAUGAAGACAAAUACUUGACAAUGCCACAGGAGUUGCAAGAUAAAUUUAAACCACUUGAUUUUAUUCCCUUAUGUACAAGAGAAAGGAAUGAUGAAGAUCGUGUAAUAAUAACACCUGAAAUGCUUGAAGACUAUAAAAAGAGCCGACAAGCUCGCAUAGAAGAAGCAAUGGAACGUGUGAAUCAACUCCAAAUAUACAAUGACGUUCAUAUACUGGAAGCGCAGAAAGUUAGGUGUGAUCGUUUGGAAAAACUUUUCGUUGAUUCACAGUGGAGUCCAGGCUUAAUCGAAGCGUUAGAAGCUAGAGAUAAUACUGUUGCAGACGAAAACACGGACGACGAAGAGAUUGCGUCGAUAGCAGGAUCAGUCCCUUUAGCUGACCUGUCUAUACCUUUACUAGAUGUUGACAAAAAAGCCGAGUCAUCCACAUCGAGCACCACGGAUUUUAGUGCUACCUCUCGAAGAGCUCGUAUCGAGGACGACAUACAGCCAGGAGAGGCCGUAUAA